UGUCCGCAGACGUCAAUGUCAACGUUCUCCCUGUUUUCAAAACUAUUUAUAAAGAUUUACAGAAAGAGAUUAAAUAAAGAUUUACUCUUCUGAGAAAUCAAAAUUUUGAGACUAAAGUUGAAAAAUUGAAACCAUAUUCAAAACCUUUUUGGAAGCUGUCGAAGAUUCUUAAGAAACCUUCAAAGCCUAUUCCAGUUUUAAAAGAAGGUGCACGUUUUCUUGUAUCCAAUGAACAAAAGGCUCAAAGACUUGCUCAGCAGUUUGAGAGUAUUCAUAACUCAAAAUUGAAUUUUGUGAGUCCAAUUGAAAAUGAAGUCACACGUCAAUUUGAUUUAAUUUCUUCCCAGAAUUUUUUACCUGCAGAAAUAAUUGAAACUAACUUGAAUGAGAUUAAAUCAAUUAUUAAAAAUUUCAAACAUAUGAAAGCACCUGGUGACGAUGGAAUCUUUAAUAUACUAAUCAAACAUCUCCCUGAGAGCACAAUGGAAUUUUUAGUGAAAAUUUUCAAUUGCUGCUUCAAAAUUGCAUAUUUUCCCAAAUUAUGGAUAAAUGCAAAAAUUACUCCAAUUUUAAAACCGGAUAAGAACCCAGCUGAAGUUUCAAGUUAUCGACCAAUCAGUUUGCUUUCUUCAAUAAGUAAACUGUUUGAGAGAAUUAUUCUUAACAGAAUGAUGUCACACAUCAACGAAAAUUCAAUUUUUGCAAAUGAACAGUUUGGAUUUCGCCAUGGGCAUUCCACAACUCAUCAAUUGCUCAGAGUUACUAAUAUGAUACGAGCUAACAAAUCUGAAGGUUAUUCCACUGGAGCUGCUCUUUUAGACAUAGAAAAAGCAUUCGACAGUGUUUGGCAUAAAGGUUUGAUGGCGAAAUUGCAAACUUUUAAUUAUCCAAUUUUCUUAAUCAAAAUUUUAAAAAAUUAUCUUACUGAUCGAACUCUGCAGGUUGUCUAUCAGAAUUCAAAAUCUGAUAGAUUUCCUGUCAGAGCAGGUGUACCUCAAGGUUCAGUCUUGGGUCCAGUCCUGUACAACAUAAUCACUUCAGAUCUUCCUGAUUUGCCUCCAGGAUGCACAAAGUCAUUGUUCUGCGAUGACACAAGCAUUUCCGUAAAAGGAAAAAGUCUUCGUGUCAUAUGCAGUCGAUUGCAGAAAAGUUAAGAUAUUUUUUCUUCCUACUUGCAAAAGUGGAAAAUCUCUCCCAAUGCUUCUAAAACUCAAAUGAUAAUUUUUCCGCAUAGGCCUAGGGCUUCUUUCCUCAAGCCAAACAAUAAUCACGUUGUCAAGAUGAAUGGGGUUAUUUUAAGUUGGUCCGACAAGGUUAAGUACUUGGGACUAAUUUAUGAUAAAAAACUUAUUUUCAAAGAGCACAUUGAGAGUAUACAAGCCAAGUGCAUCAAAUAUACGAGAUGUUUAUAUCCUCUCAUUAACAGGAAUUCUAAACUUUGUUUAAAGAACAAACUUUUGAUUUACAAACAAUUUUUUAGACCAGCAAUGCUUUAUGCUGUACCGAUCUGGUCAAGUUGCUGUUCAACAAUGAAGAAAACGCUCCAGAAUAAAAUUCUGAAAAUGAUUUUGAAGCGUCCUCCUUGGUUUGGUACACUCGAAUUACAUAGACUUACUGGUGUUCAACCAUUAGAAGCUUUGUCAAAUUAAAUUAUUAACAAUUUUCGACAAAAAUCGUUGCAAUCCUCAAUUGCUACGAUAAGCUCUCUUUAUAGCCAAUAAGUUAGCAUUUAAGUUAGUUGUAAGUUUACGUUCCUUUGUUGACAAGUAGGUUUGAAUCCCUACGAAUGAUAAGUCCUAAUUGCGAAAGCAAACAAAUCCUAACAAUUAAAAUUACAAAUUGCUAACAGUGUUGAGAAGUCACCUUUUGUGAUUGGACACACAUACUCAUUAUUUACUAAUAUUUAUCAUAAAUGCUUAAGCUACUAACAAAUCCCCCCUUUAAAAAAAAACAAUUCAUCUGAAGAUUGAAAUUAAUUAUUAUAAGUAAGUAUAAUAAGAUAUGUUGAAUCAUAAAUCUGUUAUCUCUUUCCACCCAUACAGGUUUUAUUCUGUAAUCAGUGAAAUAAGAAUCCUUGCCUAGACACUAUAAAAAAGCAAAGCCUUGGUGCUACAUUCCGAUUCGGAACUUGACCUUCUGUUUAAUUAUUCACAGACUUCGCAGCCGACUGUUUAGUGUACAGGACAACUGCGGGGCUAGCGCUGCGAUCCUACUGACACUGUCUCUCCCGAGUCGAGAAUCGAACCUACGAUGACUGGCUUGUUAGGCCAGUAUCGUACCUCGAGAUCAUGUAGAAAAAUUUAGACACUGUAUUGAUAUAAAUUAUUGAAAUUUAUUAAAAUUACAAAAAUCAAUAAUAAAUCUGAAGAUCGAAAUUUAUUAAUACAAGUUUUGUAACGUAAACAGCAAAUUCAAAUAGAUAGAAUAUCUAUAUCUGUCCUCUCAGCUGGUCUAGCAUACUGCUUAAUCAAGAAUACAAAGCACCACGCGACCGCUCAACAACCCGACACCAAGAAAGUCAACGCGCCAUCAGUAGUUCUCGUAAUUCUACAACGGCCGAGCACAUCGAGUCGAGGAACAAAUCGACGCGUCAGCAGUUUUAAAGCACAGGAACAAAUCAAUGGACUACGCAUUGGGAUGCUUGGAGGAAAGAUGGGGAGAAGUGGAACACCAUACGAAGAUCGACCAGGAGAGCUUCGUCGAAGCAGUGAAAAUAGUGCUUGAGUCAACCUUCUUCGUGUAUCAGGGAACCAUGUAUGGACAGACCUUCGGUAUACCCAUGGGCUCGCCGUUAUCACCAGUGAUUGCCAACGUAGUCAUGGAAAAACUGGAGCAGGAGUGCAUAAGGAAACUGGAGGCCAAUCAAAUACAAAUGAAAGUUUAUAAACGGUACGUAGAUGAUUGCAUGUGUGUGGCAGGUGUUGAACACUUUCAGAUGAUCGUAGACACGUUCAACAGUUUUCACGAUCGUUUGCAGUUCACGGUGGAAAUGGAGGUGGAGGGUAAAAUUAAAUUCCUGGACAUGACACUAGAGCGCGAAAACGAUCGAAUCAUGACAGCAUGGCUACCCAAACAGCAGAUUGGACGGUAUCUAGAUUAUACAUCCAAGAGCCCCUUCCAACACAAACAUAACACGGCGAUCGCACUUUUUAAUCGGGCUAUAAAGUUGUCCUGUGGGGGAAAACGAAGAGAGGCCCUCAAUCAUGCAAGUGAAAUUUUGAGGAAAAAUAACUAUCCAUCAUGGUUUACCGAUAGAGUAAAAAAGGACAGAAUACACAAACACUAUAACACAUUGGAAACACAAAACAGAACAACACAGCCACCAAAAUACAUAUCAGCCCCCUACAUACCGUGUCUGAGUGAGAAAAUUAGAAAAAUAUUGCGACGUCAUGAUAUGACUCUAGCCUCACGACCGCAAAACAAGAUCAAACAUGAAAUCUUUAGCAAAAUGAAAGAUCGAAUACCACCAGGCAAACAGAAGAACGUGGUAUACUCUGUACCAUGUGGAACGAACGACGGUAAAACGUACAUCGGUCAGACGAAACGCAUGCUGGAGGUGAGGAUAGCGGAACACAAGAACGACUGUAGGAAUAAGAAUCCGAAAUCUGGACUAGCCACACACACAAUAGAGGUAGCACAUGUGUUCGAUUUCGAUAACACCGCAAUUCUAGAACGCAUAGACGACCCGGCAACCAGGAUGAUUGCAGAGGUAUUUCACAUCAAGAAGGAAGGCGAAAUGCGAACGGUUAACCUACAGCGUGAGUGUGGAAAUUUCAACACCACCUACAACGGACUAUUGGCUCGGUUAAGGAGAGAGCCGAAAACGCGAACACGAACGAAUGCUACCGAUGAUGAAAUGGGCAACAUAGGGAGUUGAGCAGGAAAAUUUAUGUUAGUAUAGUUUAGUCAGACAAGACCGAUAGGUUGCACACAGCCAUUUGUAAGUGUUAAAUGUGUAAUUGUUUUUAAAAAAGAAAAAUUGUAAUGAAAAGUAAUAAAUAUUUUCAGGCGUCUG
Wyeomyia smithii (pitcher-plant mosquito) is the source of this 4015-nucleotide messenger RNA. RefSeq lists its product as uncharacterized. The record is from RefSeq and is a predicted model, not a curated record. Bases 2621 to 3877 code for a protein of 418 amino acids. The transcript has 3 exons. NCBI's taxonomy places the organism in Eukaryota, Metazoa, Arthropoda, Insecta, Diptera, Culicidae.